AAGACACAAGUAACCAAAAUGACAUAGUUUAGGACUUAUAUAGCCACCACUUAUAAUACAUGACUUUAGGGGUCAAAACCCAUUGAAAAGACAAAACAACCCUUACUUAUAACUAAAUAAAAAAAAAAAAAAAACUAAAAUAAAUCUUAACUUACAAAAUAUAAAAUAAAACAAAAUAAAAAUCUGGAAUUUGACUUAACAAUUAAAAAGAAAAAAAAGAAAGGAAAAAGCCCUAAAGAAAUUAAAUCUCCCUGCGCUUCUUCUUCUUCCUCAAAUCAAAUCUUUUGUGCUUCUUCUUCUUCCAAUGAAUCACCAGCGGAAUCUUCUUCCAAAUCUUUUGACUUUCCCUUCUUGCGGAAACGAAAUCUCCACCUGCGGCGGCGACCUUCCUCUCUAGCGCAGCGGCGGUGACGAGCUUCCUCUCCAGCGGCAGCGACAGCAGCAGCAGCGACCCUGCCUAGGGUUUUUGCGGAACGGCGGCGGCGACUCGGCGGACUCCAGCGCAGCGGCGGCAACGAGCUUCCUCUCCAGCGGCAGCGACAGCAGCAGCAGCGACCCUGCCUAGGGUUUCUGCGGAACGGCGGCGGCGACUCGGCGGACUCCAGCGCAGCGGCGGCGACAAGCUUCCUCUCCAGCACAGCGGCAGCGACGAGCUUCCUCUUAGGCUUAACUAUCCUCUCUCACUCUCCAAAAAACUUGCGAAAAAGAAUGUCUGAGCAGCAGAGUAAUCCUCCUACGGAAGCAGAGCAAGCCACCACUUCCGCCGGAAGACCAUCAGCGGCGGCGGAAGACGAGCAACAACUAGAAGUGCCUUCGGACAGUAGAAUAGAUGAAGUGAGUUAUGAAUUUUUUUUCUUAGUUGCAGUUAGGUUAUUACUCGUUCAAUUACAUUUGGGAGUUCUAAUUUGAGUAUUUGAUGUUGUUUUGAUGAUAUGUGUUACAAUGUAUGUGGUUUUUGAAUUGAUUUAUAUUGCAAAUUUGCAAUUGAUCCAGUGAAAUUGGUUAUACACACUUGAUUACACAAUUGGUGCAUUAGGGCAUCACCGAGGGGCUGUCGACAAGCAGUACUUGUCUCAGUAUAGGCUUCGUGUUGUCGUCGGAUAUUUUCUGUUACUGUUUGAUAUUUACAUAUUUAGAUGGUAUUGCAUAGUGAGUUUGAAAAACUCCACGGACCAAAGCCGAGUGGAGUUCAUAUUGGUGUGAAAAGCCUAUACAAUUAUUGGACUCCACCGAAGGGAUUGGUGACAGACGUGAGUGAAUGGGGGAAGGCGAAACAGGUCAUUAUCAUAUGUAAUGUCGGUCGUCGUCAUUGGGUCAUCGUCCGUGUACUAUUGCACGAAUGGAUUGUAGAGUUGUACGAUUCUUUGGCCUUCAAGUACGACACUGAGGUCGGGGUUUCAUUAGCCGCUCGGACUUCGGAAUUGAAGCUUAUUACUCGUCUUCUUCCCCGACUCUUGAGAAAGGCAGGUUACUGGCAGCAUCACGAUUCCAGACUGGAGCAACUGUACGAGAUUUCAUUGACCGUGAUGCCUUCGCGUGAUCAAUUUUUUCAGACGGACUCGGUUAGUUGCGGCCCCUUUUGCACCAUGAUACUUGAUCGUCUCUUGACGCGCACAAAGCAUCACUGAGGGGCUAUCGACGAGACGUACUUGUCCCAGUAUAGGCAUCGUGUUGCUCGUCGGAUAUUUUCUCUUACUAUUUGAUAUUUAGAUUGGAUGUUGAACUCUGCUUUGGAUUGUGGGCUGUUUUUGUGUACGUA
Messenger RNA from Salvia miltiorrhiza (redroot sage), 1759 nucleotides. RefSeq lists its product as uncharacterized. Gene Ontology annotation, biological process: proteolysis. Gene Ontology annotation, molecular function: cysteine-type peptidase activity. The coding region runs from base 1137 to 1628 and encodes 163 amino acids. The record is from RefSeq and is a predicted model, not a curated record. Lineage: Eukaryota; Viridiplantae; Streptophyta; Magnoliopsida; Lamiales; Lamiaceae. The transcript is spliced from 2 exons.